GUUUUCGUUAAUAAUUUUCAAAUAAAUUAGAAUUUUUUAUUAUAACAGAAAUUUAUCAUGAGAAAUCUGAUCGUACGUAAACCUUGGAAAAAUACUGCAUAUUUUACUGAAGUAAUGGGGGGACUAGUCGGUUCGAAGUGCGCUAUUUGCGAGUACGUAAUUAGAAAUACGGUUGUUUUGAGCCGCGGUAGAGCGAGCAUUUUUAGGAAACGCUAUAAUUAAGUAACUACCACGAACACUAAACUAUGAGUGCCUCAAUUGAAGCAUCCGAAUUGAAAGAAAAAGGCAAUGAGGCCUUUAAAAAUGGUGACUACGAAAACGCAAUCGCCCUAUACACGAGUGCUAUCAAGUUAUCAUCGGAGGACGGCGACAAAGCCGUAUAUUUGAAGAACCGUGCGGCGGCCCAUCUGAAACGAGGCGGCUAUCAGCAGGCCGUCAACGACUGCAGCAAAUCGUUAGAGUUGACACCGGCCGAUCCCAAAGCGCUAUUCAGGCGAUCGCAAGCUUACGAAAACCUGGAACGCUACGAAGAGGCCUACGUCGACGCGAGGGAAGUGUUAAAGUUAGAGCCAACAAAUAAGGUGCUACAGCCCACCUUAGAACGACUGUACCCAAUUGUGCAGCAGCGAGCUAAAGAAAACGCGCAAAUAUCGACGAAAAUUGACAGCAUGACCAAACUCACCUUUGAUCCUACCACCGACAGGGAAAAGCGCGAGACCGCCAUGAACAACUUGCUGGUAUUGGCCCGCGAGAAAAUCGGUUCGGAGAUUAUUCUAAAAACGGGAGUGCUACACAAAAUCAAGCAGCUGGUGAAGGUGGAGAAGAACCGCGUCAUCUUCAUAUGCGCCAUUCGGAUAGUCGGCGAGCUGUGCAAGCAUUCGGUCGAGAACACCAAAGUCGUACUGAAGGACCUCGGUCUGCCGUGGUUCCUCGAGAUGAUCGACAGCGAAGACUCGAACCAAGUAAACGUGGCCGAACACUGCAUGCAAACGAUAUUAAACACGCUCUCCGGCAUGGAGAACAAGGCGGAUACGAAACCGAACAAGGAGCUGUGCGAGACGCACAAGUUUCAAAUCGACACCCUACUCUCGUGUCUCGUCUACUCGAUCAACAAUCACACGAUAUCCGGACUGGCUCGCGAUGCCAUCAUCGAACUGCUCAUUCGUAACAUACACUACACCACGUUGAGUUGGGCCGAGAGGCUCGUGGAGAUUGGCGGCGUCCAGCGGCUGAUGGAGUGCGCCAGCGAGCUGGAGGAGUACAAGUUCGAGAGUUCGCUCAGUAUAACGUCGUCGACUCGGACUAUCGCCGCCGUUUGUCUUGGGCGGGUCUUCGAAAAUAUGUACUACGAUAAAGCGAAGGAGGCGUUUUUGGAGAAGAUUCAGGAGUUUAUGGCGCCAAAAUUGUUGUCUCCGGAUAUCGAGGCGAAGGUUCGACUAACUGCGGCCAUAACUGCGCUUUUACGAGGUCCCCUCGACGUCGGCAACACGAUUAUAUCCAAGGAGGGGAUUUUGGAGAUGAUACUGGCGAUGGCAAAUUCCGAGGACGUCGUACAGCAGCGAGUCGCGUGCGAGUGCAUAAUAGCGGCGGCGAGCAAGCACGACAAGGCGAAGGCGAUCAUAUCGCAGGGCGCGAACAUUCUGAAGAAGUUGUACAAGUCGCCGGAGCCGGGGAUCAGCAUACGGGCGCUGGUCGGUCUGUGCAAGUUGGCGAGUUGCGGCGGCAGCGACGCGUCCAUCAAGCCUUUUCAGGAGGGAUCCGCCCUGAAGCUCGCGGAAGCGUGUCGGCGGUUUUUGCUGCGGCCAGGUAACGACAACGACCUUCGGAAGUGGUCGGCGGAGGGCCUCUCGUACUUGACCCUGGACGCGGAGGUCAAAGAGAAGUUGGUGGAGGACAAGGCGGCGCUGCAGGUCUUAAUCGAUCUGGGGAAGUCGGGCGAUCAGUCUGUACUGUACGGGGUCGUCACCACUUUGGUGAACUUGUGCAACGCGUACGAGAAGCAGGAGGUCCUCCCCGAAAUGUUGCAGUUGGCCGAGUUCGCCAAGCAGCACAUUCCGCAGGAGCACGAGCUGGACGAUCCCGAUUUCGUCACGAAGCGCAUCAUCAUUUUGGGCAACGCGAGUGUGGCGUCCGCCUUAGUUGGACUAUCAAAAACUGAAAGUCAGAACGCCAAAGAGUUAAUCUCGCGUGUAUUUAACGCCUUGUGUAGCGUGCCUGAGCUACGCGGCUCUGUGGUGCAACAGGGCGGUGUUAAGGUACUAAUUUCGCAAGCGCUCACCGGCACCGAUAAGGGUAAACGACACGCCGCCCAAGCGCUGUCUAGGAUCGGCAUUACGAUUAACCCGGAGGUCGCGUUCCCGGGCCAGCGCAGCCUGGAGGUGAUCCGCCCGCUGCUCAACCUACUGCACCAAGACUGCACCGCCCUGGAGAAUUUCGAAGCGCUGCUCGCUCUUUGCAACAUCGCGCAAAUGAACGAGUCGGCGAGGCAGCGUAUUAUAAAAGAGGGCGGCAUUGCCAAAAUCGACCAUUACCUUUUUGAAGACCACCUGAUGUUACAGCGCGCCGCCGCGCAGGUCAUCACGAAUUUGAGCAUGUCUCCAGACGUCGUCAAAAUAUACGAAGGCGAGAACGACCGAAUGAAGUACCUCGUCAUUCUGUGCGCGGACGAGGAUCUGGAGACGAGCCUUGCCGCGUCCGGCGCCGUUGCCAUACUGACAUCGAGCAGCGAGAAAUGUUGCGCCAAAGUCUUCGACUCGACCUCUUGGCUGGAAAGCUUGCAAGUUUUGCUCGCCAAUCCCAACUCCAAUUUGCAAUACAGAGGUCUGGCGAUCGUCAAGAACAUGAUGGAGAGUUCCAAGGACGUCGCCGCCAAGUUGAUCGAAACGAACGUCUUGGAAAUCUUGAUGGCCCUGACUAAGGCAGAGGACGACAAUAAGGUGAAGGUCAGGCAGGCAGCCGACGAUGCGUUGAAAUCGGCGGAGAAAUGGGGAGUUAUUCAGAAACGGGACGAUUCCAAUCGGCUUGAUACUUCACAAGGUAUUGAUCCGUUCGUGCAGGACGGAGAAGUGAACGAAGACUAAUUUGUUACUGGCGAUAACUUCCUAAAUUGUACUUAACUUUUAUAUUUAUACUAUUGUUAAUAAUAAAAACGAAUUAUUUAAUUAUUUACA
Molecule: messenger RNA, 3170 nt
Organism: Photinus pyralis (common eastern firefly)
Lineage: Eukaryota; Metazoa; Arthropoda; Insecta; Coleoptera; Lampyridae
Gene: unc-45
Product: protein unc-45 homolog A
Exons: 3
Coding region: 246-3080 (944 amino acids)
Molecular function (GO): Hsp90 protein binding
Source: RefSeq, a predicted model, not a curated record